GUCCAGUGGAGAUGGUGAAGAUGACAAAGUCCAAAACUUUCCAAGCCUACCUGCCAAAUUGCCAUCGAACGUACAGCUGUGUCCACUGCAGAGCCCAUCUGGCCAAUCACGACGAGCUGAUCUCCAAGUCCUUUCAGGGGAGUCAGGGCCGAGCCUACCUCUUCAAUUCUGUGGUGAAUGUGGGUUGCGGCCCCGCGGAGGAGCGGGUCCUUCUCACCGGCCUGCACGCCGUGGCGGACAUCUACUGCGAGAACUGCAAGACCACACUUGGAUGGAAAUAUGAACAUGCCUUUGAAAGCAGUCAGAAAUAUAAGGAAGGAAAAUUUAUCAUUGAGCUUGCUCACAUGAUCAAAGACAAUGGUUGGGAGUAAAGUGGAAACUUCCUGUUCUCUUUUGAAUCCUAUUUUCUGAAAGACGGUAAAUGCAAUGGGAACCUCUGGGUGACAAUAUUUCUUGACCUUGAGCCUCGAAGGCUGGCCUCUAUGGCCCAUCCUGUGGGUAAGGUGUCCCUCCCGUCUGUGUCCUCUUCACGUACACAGUUGUUUCUGAGAUGUUUCAAUGACUUUUUUUUUUUUUUAACUUCUCAAGAUCAAGCGAAAGACUUAACUGACUGAUGACUUGCCCAUCUAGUUAAUACCUUCUUUUAACCAAUGCCUUUAUGGUAGUGUCUGGCCAUGCUCUUUCAUACUCAUAGAAGACCAAACCCCACCUCCAGAGACCACAGGCAGGGUAGCUUCAGAGGGCCAGUCUCCCCUCUUGUUUGGGGUGAAGGUAUGAGAGCCACUCCCUCCCCAAUUCGCAGGACACAUGGGUUGUUCCUCUGACAGAUGACCUGUGAGGGCCGUGCUGACUUAGGAUUCUUCUGGAAGCAGUCUAUGAAUCUAUACACCAAGGGUGUUUUUUAGGAGGACACCACUGAUAGCAUUUUAGAUAAGCUAUAAAUAGAGAAAUGUGUCUAAUGGAUCAUCUUGUUUAUUGAAGCCACUGGCUCCUUAAUCUAGAAAGUGAGCGAAGGAGUCAUUAGCAAAGUUGGAUCCUGACAGGCUCCACUGGGGACUCCAUGUGGGGCACUGAGCAGCUGGCUGGUCCGUGGCUUACAGUUUAAAGCACUGGACCAAGUAAAAUUGGAUUUCCUUUCCUGCUCCGAUGUACUUGAAGAUUUUUUUUUUUUUUUUGCAUAUGAAAGAGGCCAAAACAGGGCAAACUCACAAACUUAAGAUUUGCCAGUUUGUUUGAAAAGUUUUUCAGAAAAGGAUAAGUUGCAAGAUAGGUUUAAGCUCUGAAGACAUUUUGUCCCGUCAGCUGACAGAUGGGGUCCAGCAGCCUCCCAAGUCCUGCAUUUUUGCCUCACAUUCAAGUUCCGACCCACCCAUGCCUCAGCAGGGCGUGGGCACUGCACAGGGGUUUUGGCAUUUUGCAGAGAAGGGAGGCCAAAAAGCAUUCCUAAUUUUGGUUUUCAGUGUCAACCUGGCCCGCCACUCCUGGCGUCUUGCGGUCUUCAGUGUCAUCACUGUGGCAUGAGACCCUGGGACCCCAGGCCAAGGGACAGGAAGAGCCAGGGACAGGGAAAAAGGAGGGCAGCGGGCCAGCUCUGAAGCUCCCUUAGACAAAGCUGGUCCCAUGGCCACAAGCUGGAGCUAGCUGGGGAUGGAGCAGGCACUGUCAACCGGUCAGAAGAGGCCCCUCCCCGACCCCAGCCUACCCUGGGCCCCGAGUCCCCGCUGGUACAUCAGGAUCCUGGGGGUCUGGCCCAGCCACUCACCUAGGCUUCCCUUUGGCACUCCAUCUACGACUCGCAGCCUGGCUGUCCUGAGAGCAGGGUUGUCCACGCUGUGCCCAGCAGGCCUGGAUGCAUUUCGAGGUGCCGAGGAAGUGCUCAGCCCAGCUCAGGCCUCCAGCUGCAGGUGCUCUGCUGCCCUGUGAGCUGGGCCCUGUCACCCAGGAGGCUUCAGAUCUAGGGCCCCAGGAAACAGCAGCCACCCUCAGCCUGGUCCUCAGUGAACCCUUGAAGGCCUGGCCUGCACCUGUCUGGAGGAGUGAAUACGAGUCUCUGAGCUGGUGUCUCCCUUCUCGCUGGGCUCCUCCCUGAGCCUUGGCCCGUGGCCAGCAUGCUCCCCCGAGAGAUACUCUCAGACCCCGAGGAAUCUCCAGUUCCUCUGCCCGAUCUCUGUACAUACUCAAUUUAGCUUUAUAGCUUUUGUAUGUUCUGGGCACAGUCACUGCUCCUCUGACUUGAGCACUUUGGUUUUGUACCAUCUCGGUGGUGGCACUGAAGCAUUUCUAUCAGUGGUCCAUGGUUACUUUUGUGUUCUCAUAAUUGACACCAACAGAAACUCUUACCACUUUUUUUGUUGAUCUUCUGCAAAAUCCGAGCUCCACUUGAAACCAAAUGAAUUGACCGUGAGCAGGCUUCCAGGAAGGGUACUCAUGAGACCACAGCCAGAUGUGCUAGCAAAGUGCUGGGAUGUUCCACCCUCUUAAAUUCCUAAAUGGUAAAUACUACCCCAUGGCUUUUAUUUAAAUUAUUUAAGAUAUUUUUUCCUUGAAAAGAGUGGGAGGUGAUGCCAGGAUUAUAAAUGCAUUUGUUACACUAUGUAGUGUCCUCUGCACAGUACAUCUGCUUUAGAAAUGUGACUUAGUUCUGUUGCUGUUUUAUACAAUAUAUAUAUAGUAUUUUUAUACUUUAACACUUACUCUUGAUGGCAUCUGUCAGAUAUAUUAGAAAGGAUCAGAAAUGGGAAUUUUUUCAAAAGUCCUUUAAUUUACCUGAUGACCUCACCAGGGACUUAAAAAAUCUGAGCAUUUUCAGUAUCUAGAAAACUAAUUUCAGUUAUACACCAACCUACAGAAAUGUAAAGGCAAAGGCUCUGGGCAGGCCUGUCCUCCCACUGUGAGCAGCACUAUGGGCCUGCUGCCCAGGGGGGCCGGCCUUCCCUCAGGGCAGGUGGGCACAGCCGCUGGACAGAUGGAGGGACAGAAGCCCAGGCCAGCCAGAAGGCUUGCCCGCCGAGCGGGUCUGUGGAGCCCAUGCGAAAAGCUGCCCUCGUCCCAUGUCCAGCCCCCUGUCAUCUGUCUGUGAGGUUCAAAAAUAAAGCUUCUGGCACCCAA
Molecule: messenger RNA, 3108 nt
Organism: Phacochoerus africanus (Common warthog)
Lineage: Eukaryota; Metazoa; Chordata; Mammalia; Artiodactyla; Suidae
Gene: YPEL1
Product: yippee like 1
Exons: 4
Coding region: 12-371 (119 amino acids)
Source: RefSeq, a predicted model, not a curated record